Molecule: messenger RNA, 1627 nt
Organism: Meira miltonrushii
Lineage: Eukaryota; Fungi; Basidiomycota; Exobasidiomycetes; Exobasidiales; Brachybasidiaceae
Exons: 2
Coding region: 83-1597 (504 amino acids)
Source: RefSeq, a predicted model, not a curated record
GAAGAUAUGAAAUUGCAAGAGAGAGAGGAUAAAGCAGAUAUGACUUCUUUCAACCUCCUUGCCAUCAUCUAUAAUACGCAAUAUGGACUCUUAUCUAUGGAAGGAAGUACAGCCAAAUGUUUUUCAAAGGCCUUGCACAGGUCAAGAGCAUUCUGCAAGCUUUAAUCAAAAUAUAGCUGAUGGUCAUACAGAACUUUCCCUUGCGAUGAAAUUUGAUGUGAAUAUCGAUAAUGAAGAGGAAUUGAACGAAAGGAUACGCUUAGCAUGGAAAGCAUCACGUGUACGACAUCCAGAGAUCGCAUUAGAGCUAUCGACUGAUAUGAGUACACCUCAAAUGAUGAUUUAUAGACUUUUGGAAGAUGAGGAACAGAUAAAUAAAUGGAUGAAGGAUACUCUGGUGAUCUGCGACAAAAUAGAAGAUUGCGAUAAAGUGACUGCAGUGACGUACAAUCGUCGUCUGCCGACACCGGGCAAACAAUCUAUGCUUUAUUUCAUUCCCGCAAACAAACAACGUGAUCCACAAUCAAAGCAUUGUAUCGUUUGGAACGUUUCACACGCAAUCACAGACGCUUUCAGUAUCAUUGCAUUCAUGAACGACCUAGUGGAAGAAGUUGUGCUUGCUAAGCCAGGAUCGCAGCAUCGAUUCAAUGAUAAGCCACGGUAUGCACUUCAAAGAUUACCCGCAAGUCUUGUUGGAACGUAUUUGACUAAAUUUCAGCCUUCAAAAGAGGAUGAAGAAGAAAGCAUAAGCUCAGCACGAGAGCAAGUGGCAUUAUACGAGAAAAAGCUGCCUUUUUCUGUUGCAAUGAAGCCAAGAAGUGACCAUGCAUCAAACACCCACUCAACUCAUUGUCUAUUUGACAAAUUCAGUAAGGCAGAAUCAAGAAGGAUUAUUGCAAAUCUCAAAAUGCAAAAGAUGAGCGUUACAUUUGCAGCAGCUGCAGCCACGAUUCUAGCAGUGACUGAUUUAUACGGGACCGGUAAGGAACAAGGUGCAUUAUUAGGAAUGACAAGAAAUGCACGUAGAUGGUUAAACACACAAGGUGCUGAUGGAGGUGCAGCGAUUCCAAUGGCGACUGAUGUGGUGUUUCUUUGGAUUCCUUUCGAUGACAAUGUUCGAAGCGGAUCAAAUGUGAGCCGUGUGUUGUCACUUGCUAGACGUAUUCGUCAAGAACUUGCACCUCAUUUACGUGGUCCACACUAUAUGGCAUCUAUGCAACUGAUGUGCAACGAGUAUGUUGAUACUCUACGUAAAUCACUACCUGUCUCAAAGCAAGAUGAAUCAUUGGUCAAAGAAAACGACGUUCCUGCAUCACCUCCUGGUUUCUCACCUCAAGGCGUGCUAGAGUUGAACAAGACGUGGGAGAAUGACGGGAUAAAGGUCAUUCGAAGUGAGUUCCAUCAUACAGGAAGACAAGUGAACGCAUCACCUUGGAUUGGGAUGUUCUCGUUGGACGAACAAUUGAAUAUCUCAAUCGGUUUUGACGAGAAAUAUUAUGAGCCACACAUCAUUGCAGACUUUUUUGCCAGAUACAAGGCAAAACUGCUCGAUCUUGCAGAGCUCAAAGACGCAGACCAGCCCCAAUCAAGACUAUGAGUAAAUCAAUCAAUAAUGUAUGGCAUUGUG